GGAGCGGGGAGCGCAGGGCCCGACCGGCUGGCGUAGGAGCACGGCAGGUGCCCCCAUCGUGGCCGGGGCUGACGCGCCGCGAGGAUGCUCGCGGGGGCGGGAGGCUUGGGCACCGGCCUAGCGCCUGGGGCCUCUCCGCGUGGGAGGUCAGGACCGGGCGGGAUUCGAGGCGAAAUUCGCCGCCCGCCGCUGCCAGCUGCGCAGGUGGGGCGCUCCCCAGUGGCCCGCGGGCGGAACGAGGCGAAGGGGCCCCCGCUGCGCGGGUGCGGAGCGGAGGCGGACUCACCAGCCCCUUGGACCAGACAUUCUUCUCAGGACUCACCAGCCCCUCCGAUACCACUUGGCCACACCUGCUGCGUGGCUGAAGCCUGGAGGACCCCACACGGAGGCACGGAGAUGCCCCUGCACCCUCUGGGGGACAAGCCCUUUGUCCGGGGGCCACCACUCACCUUCCCCAGCCCCACUUCGGCCAUGGAAAACGGGUUUGACCACACCCUGCCCGGCAGGAGGGCGCCCCUGGACACGCCCCUGAGCCCUGGCUCCCUGCAUUCCGCUGCCCAUAGCCCCCUGGACACCAGCAGCCAGUCCCUCUGCCAGCCCCGGGCCGAGAAGCUUGGCACCCGGGGGGCCCACGAGGCACGGUACGUCUCGGCCAGGCAGAGCGCGGUGUGCGGCUGGUGGGCCUUCGCGCCGCAGUGUCUGCAGGUCCUCAACACGUCCAAGGGCGUCCUGUUCUUCCUUUGCGCGGCCGCCUUCCUGCAGGGCAUGACCGUGAAUGGCAUCAUCAACACAGUCAUCACCUCCCUGGAGCGCCGCUACGACCUGCACAGCUACCAGAGUGGGCUCAUCGCCAGCUCCUACGACAUCGCAGCCUGCCUCUGCCUCACCUUCGUCAGCUACUUCGGGGGCUCCGGGCACAAGCCGCGCUGGCUGGGCUGGGGCGUGCUGGUCAUGGGCGUGGGCUCACUGGUCUUCGCACUGCCGCACUUCACGGCUGGCCACUACGAGGUGGCGGCGGACGCGGGUGUCAGGACGUGCCCCGCUGACCCCGGAGCGGUGUGUGCCAACAGCGCUUCAGGUCUGUCCCGCUACCAGCUGCUCUUCAUGCUGGGCCAGUUCCUGCACGGCGUGGGUGCCACACCCCUCUACACGCUGGGCGUCACCUACCUGGAUGAGAAUGUCAAGUCCAGCUACUCGCCUGUCUACAUUGCCAUCUUCUACACGGCGGCCAUCCUGGGCCCUGCCGCUGGCUACCUGAUUGGAGGCGCCCUGCUGAACAUCUACACGGACGUGGGCCGACGGACGGAGCUGACCACCGACAGUCCACUGUGGGUGGGCGCCUGGUGGGUUGGCUUCCUGGGCUCUGGGGCCGCCGCCUUCCUGAUUGCCGUGCCCAUCCUCGGCUACCCAAGGCAGCUGCCAGGCUCCCAGCACUACGUGGUCAUGAGAACAGCAGAAGUGCAGCAGCUGAAGGACGGCGGCCGCAGGGCAGCCAGCAGCCCGGGCUUCGGGACAACCCUCAGAGACCUGCCUCACUCCAUCUGGCUCCUCCUGAAGAACCCCACAUUCAUCCUGCUCUGCCUGGCUGGGGCCACUGAGGCUACACUCAUCACUGGCAUGUCCACGUUCAGCCCCAAGUUUCUGGAGUCCCAGUUCAGCCUGAGUGCCUCAGAAGCUGCCACCUUGUUUGGGUACCUGGUGGUGCCGGCAGGUGGUGGUGGCACCUUCCUGGGUGGCUUCUUUGUGAACAAGCUGAGGCUCCGGGGCUCCGCAGUGGUCAAGUUCUGCCUGCUCUGCACCCUCGUCAGCCUGCUGGGCAUCCUCGUCUUCUCCCUGCACUGCCCCGGCGUGCCCAUGGCAGGUGUCACGGCCAGCUACAGCGGGAGCCUCCUUCCUGAAGGCCACUUGAACCUAACAGCUCCCUGCAACGCUGCCUGCAGCUGCCGGCCAGAACACUACAGCCCCGUGUGCGGCUCCGACGGCCGUGGGUACUUCUCGCCGUGCCAUGCGGGGUGCCCUGCGGCCGCCCAGACCAGCGCAGAUGGCCAGAAGGUGCACCGAGACUGUAGCUGUGUCCCUCAGAACCUUUCCUCUGGGUCUGGCCAUGCCACUGCAGGGAAAUGCACCUCAGCUUGUCAGAAAAAGCCCCUCCUUCUGGUUUUCAUGUUCGUUGUAAUUACCUUUACAUUCCUCAGCAGCAUUCCUGCACUAACAGCGACUCUAAGGUGUGUCUGUGACCCUCAGAGAUCCUUUGCCCUGGGAAUCCAGUGGAUUGUGGUUAGAAUACUAGGGGGCAUCCCGGGGCCCAUCGUCUUCGGCUGGGUGAUCGACAAGGCCUGUCUGCUGUGGCAGGACCAGUGUGGCCAGCAGGGCUCCUGCCUCGUGUACCAGAACUCUGCCAUGAGCCACUACAUACUCAUCAUAGGGCUCCUGUACAAGGUGUGGUGGUGCAUGCCUGUAAUCACAGCUACUGGGGAGGCUGAGGCAGGAGAAUCACUUGAACUCAGGAGGCGGAGAUUGCGGUGAGCCGAGAUUGUGCCAUUACACUCCAGCCUGGGCAACAAGAGCCAAACUCCGUCUCAAAAACUAAACUAAAAUAAAAAAAUAAUGGAGGUCCCUCUGUUGGGCGUGUCUCUGCUCAGGCUUGGGAGCGGUGACGUUUGGGGAGACCCAAAGGCAUGUACACAUCAGGAAAUUGACGAAAUGACUUCAUGAGACAUAACCUCACCCAGCGCAUGCAGGCUGUCCACACCACAGCCUCUAGUCACUUCAUAGCCGGCCUUGUCACCGCACCCCAUUACCAUAUCACAGUGCCGUGUUCCAGCCGCACCCAUUUUGCCUAAUGGCCACAAAACACCAGAGCGCUGACGCCACCAUUCAGCUCCACCAACAGGAAGCUGGAGGUGCUGCCUUCAGUGAGAAGCUGUGGUUCCUUGGCUGGGCCCAGUGCCACCCUUGACUCAUGUGUCCACAGGGGUCUCAGUGUCUGCAGAUGAGGGGGCUGCAGUAUGUUCCCAGGGAGCCCUCUGAGGGUCUCUCUUUGCUGUGUUGAGUGCAUCCCUUAGCCAGGAGCAACAGGCAAGGGCCCUGCACACACAGCCAGUGGGAGCCGUGUCCAGAGGGUCAGAGCUGGCCUCAGCCACGAAUGCAUCCAUGUUCAUUUUAGUGGGGAGCACACAGUGUCUCUUUAUAAUAUCCCGCAUGUUCCACUUGGUCCAGCACUGAGUCAAAACAGCCUCCCUCCACGAAUGCAGCCUCAGAGCCAUCAGCCAGGCUGACUCCGCAGGAGGCACCGUGGGUGUUUCUGGGCUGUGCCCAGCGUGGGAACCAUAGUGGUGCACAUGCACCCUGCGUGUGCGUGGUGGCAGCAUCCGUGCUCGGACCGCGCCAUCUUUGGGGCCCACAUGGGAUUCCUGCCACGUCAUCCUCACCCAAGGUCGGUGCGGCCCCUGGUUGCUGAUGAAGAAACCAAGACCCUGAAGGUUAAGAACUGCCCAUCGUGAUGGCACCAGGGCUUGGCUGUGGCAGCUGCGGGCAACCGGCUUUAUGUGAGGUUCCUGUGGCCGCCACAACAAAGGACCAUGAAUGGGUGGCCUAACCUGGCAGAACCAGAUUCACUGGCAGGGCUGGUGCCAGAAGUCAGAAUCAAGGUGGGGUCAGGGCUGGCUCCUCCCGGGCUUCGGCUCUGCCUGCAACUGCACGUGGCCUUUCCCUCUGUGUCCCUGCCUCAAGUCUCCUCUCCUUUCUGUCCUGAGGACACCAGUCAUUGGAUUUGGGGCCCUUAGAUCCAGGAUGAUCUCAUCUCAAAUCCUUAAUUACAGCUGCAAACACCCUAUUUCCAAAAAAGUUCCCAUUCACAGGUGUCGGGUGCUGUUCAACCCAUGACAAGCCUCCAGUCCUGGGCCUGUGUUUUUAGUCAAGGGGCAUGUUUCAUUGUCUCCUUAACAACACUGAUGUCUGCUCUAGGAACUAGUUAUAUGGGAAAGGUACCCUCAGAGCAGAUUGGGUUCCGUGGACCUGGUGAGGGCCCUGCAGGCCAGGGGACAGGGACAGGACUGAGACAGGCCCCCCGUGUCCAGAGGCUCUGGCCGGGCUCCCCACAAGGUCAGCAGGCUCCUC
This is a messenger RNA of Callithrix jacchus (white-tufted-ear marmoset), 4119 nucleotides long. RefSeq names its product solute carrier organic anion transporter family member 4A1 (gene SLCO4A1). Gene Ontology annotation, biological process: transmembrane transport; sodium-independent organic anion transport. The record is from RefSeq and is a predicted model, not a curated record. Gene Ontology annotation, cellular component: basolateral plasma membrane. NCBI's taxonomy places the organism in Eukaryota, Metazoa, Chordata, Mammalia, Primates, Cebidae. Gene Ontology annotation, molecular function: thyroid hormone transmembrane transporter activity; protein binding.